Messenger RNA from Bemisia tabaci, 1833 nucleotides. RefSeq names its product Histone H2A variant (gene His2Av). The record is from RefSeq and is a predicted model, not a curated record. Gene Ontology annotation, cellular component: nucleosome. Gene Ontology annotation, molecular function: structural constituent of chromatin; protein heterodimerization activity; DNA binding. NCBI's taxonomy places the organism in Eukaryota, Metazoa, Arthropoda, Insecta, Hemiptera, Aleyrodidae.
CCUUGUGAUUGGUCCUUUUCGUCACGUGACUUGCCGGAGAGCCCAACGGUCGCGGAGUUUGGCGGUUUUGUUCUUUUCUUUCCCGUGUUGUAAACAGUGAAGCGUUGUUCGUCCUGAAAUUUCGAAACUAAUUCAACAUGGCUGGUGGUAAAGCAGGAAAAGAUUCGGGCAAAUCGAAAGCCAAAGCAGUUUCACGAUCUGCGAGAGCAGGAUUACAGUUCCCCGUUGGUCGUAUUCACAGACAUCUCAAAAACAGAACUACAAGUCAUGGUCGAGUUGGAGCUACUGCCGCUGUCUAUAGUGCAGCUAUCCUGGAAUAUCUAACCGCUGAAGUUUUGGAAUUGGCUGGCAAUGCAUCAAAAGACUUGAAGGUAAAGCGUAUCACGCCCAGACAUUUACAAUUAGCUAUCAGAGGAGAUGAAGAAUUGGACAGUCUGAUCAAAGCAACCAUUGCUGGUGGUGGUGUCAUUCCUCACAUUCACAAGUCACUUAUUGGCAAAAAAGGAACUCAAAAGCCUGUAUAAUCUUAAUUUAUUUCAUAGGGAGAUUUUCUUUCUUUCUUCUUUUCGUCCCAUGUCUUAUUCCCCCUCCCCUAUUUUUUCUUCUGUGUUUUUUUUCUUUAAAUUGAAUAUAUAUUCAAACUUUUAUUUUAUUUAAAUUUUUUCAUAAUAAUAUUAUAUUAUUAUACUUGUAAUUUUAUUUUAAGUUCAUUCCUAUUUGGUUUACUUUCCUCUCCCUCAUAUAAACCGAUUGUAGUUCAAAAUUUUUGCAUCUUUUUUUUCUUUUUUUUUUCUUUGUAAUUUAACUUACCGUUUGAUAUGAUAAUGUAAUUUGUUAAAAUUUUAUGACCUAAGAAUAUUCUGAAAGAGACAUGUGCUCCAAAAAUUGAGAGCACAUAAGAAAUCAGUGUGACGUGAGUAAUUUAUCUUGAUUGAGUAAUUAUGAAGCAGGUAUUACCAAAUACAGCAGUGUAAAGAAUAUAUUUGAUAAUUUGCCAUAAAUGUAGAAUUGACCUGUAUCAUAAAUUGUUAUUUCUGGCUAGUUAUUGGAUAAUACCUAUCAUAUGAAACUGUCAGCAUUGAUAAUAUUUUUUUACGUCAUCUUUUGUCUCGAACUACAACUCUGAACAAACAUUUUUUCACAAGUUCUAAUUUUUCUGUUCUCAAGUUUAAAUACCAAAAAGAGGCAUAAAAGUUGUAGUCGAUACUGCUGUAACAUACUUAAAUUUCAGUGCACAUUUGUUUUAUAGCUCUCCCGCGCGCUUCCUUCCACAUUUUUUUUUUUUUCCCCUCCCUUACUGCUGUGUUUAUUCUAAGCCAGUUGUGGUGUGAAGUUUUCGAUUGUUGUAAAUGCAAUGCUGUAUAACAUAGAGUGCCUACAAUUCAUUGUAAAAUACGAUUUUGCCAAUCCUUGACAUGAAUUCCUCUUAUUUACCCCGGUACUCUUUAGUUUCCUUGAAAUUAGUUUUCAUCGGUCAACCUGUUUUUUAAAAUCUUUUAUAAAAAAAAAACCUGAAUCACCAAGUUCAAUUUCUUGCUUCUUCAGAAAUUUUACGUCCACUCCCCAGCCCCAACAUAAAAUUUGUACAGCCAGUAGUCAGUUUUCUGAUUUUUUUUUUUGCGAUCUAAAUUUGAGAGCACGCAAUAACUUUCCUGUGCCCUUGUUGUAUUUUUCAUAAGAGUAUUACUGUUCUCAUCCCUCUAAAUACCUACAUGUAUGUUUUUAAAUAUCUCUUUGAUAAAUUAUUAUUUCAAAGUUUUUAAUAACUUAAAUCAUUAAUAUGUACGACUUAACUUAAAAUAACUGAAAUAAAGGAUCUCUGUUUUAUAUAAU